AUGCCGGAGCAGAGCAACGACUAUCGUGUGGUGGUGUUCGGGGCGGGUGGAGUGGGAAAGAGCUCCUUGGUCCUGCGCUUCGUGAAGGGCACUUUCAGGGACACCUACAUCCCGACAGUGGAGGACACCUACCGCCAGGUGAUCAGCUGUGAUAAGAGCGUGUGCACCCUCCAGAUCACCGACACUACAGGGAGCCACCAGUUCCCAGCCAUGCAGCGCUUGUCCAUCUCUAAAGGCCACGCCUUCAUCCUGGUCUACUCCAUCACGAGCAAACAGUCCCUGGAGGAGCUCAAACCCAUUUACCAACAGGUCUUGGCCAUAAAGGGCAAUGUUGAGGCCAUCCCCAUCAUGCUUGUGGGCAACAAGAGCGAUGAGACCCAGCGAGAGGUGGAGACCAAGGAUGGGGAAGCCCAGGCUAACCAGUGGAAGUGCGCCUUCAUGGAGACGUCGGCCAAGACCAACCAUAACGUAACCGAGCUCUUCCAGGAGCUCCUCAACCUGGACAAGAAGAGGAACAUGAGCCUCAACAUCGACGGCAAGCGCUCGGGGAAGCAGUCCCGUGCCGAGAGACUGAAGGGCAAAUGCAGCGUAAUGUAAAUCCAGGCGAGUAGGAGACUGGAGGUGGAGGCGAGAGAGGAGGGAGGAAAUACAGAGAAAAAGAGAAAAAGAAGAAAGGCGAGAGAGAAGAGAGACUCACUACAUGUAUCACUCAGAGAAAAACGUCUGGAAGGCAACAGGAAACUCAUCAUCCACAUCCUCCUGACUGGUGCAUUCGCAAACACAAAUCAGCAGUUAUUUUGAAAUCAUACAGGAUUUCAGUUUGAAGCAUUACAUCCAUGUGCAUUCUGCUAAAAGGAGGGAUGAGGGGGAGUUGCGCAGAAUAUUGAGAAGCAAAUUUGAAACAAGAAGUGCGUGUCACAGAUGAUUUACCUGUGGGCGUCCGCCAUAGUCGGACAGUGUGGGUGUGGGCUUUUGCAUCAUCCAAGUGCCACAAAGCAUGGCCGAGGAGCUCAUCAAGACCUUGGACUGCAAUAGAAAGACCACAGGCACCAGCACCCCUUGAAAAAAGACUGAAGGUUUCUCAUCUACACAAAACAUUUAGUGUCCUCUCUCACUUCUACACCCGCCCCUCCUGCCCCGCUCAGCUCACACCUUAAGUCCCCCUCGUCCUCCCAGCACCCUCAUCCUACGCAUACCCCCCAUACUAUAACAAAUAUAGAGAAAUGUAAUGUAUAUGUAACAGAGUCGACACAGUUAGUUAAGCUCACUCAUCUGGUAGAAACACUAUUUUAAGAGACUGAGGUGACCGUCGUGCUAGAAAGCACAGGUUUGAGACUGCUAGCAUGAACAACACGCAUCACAGCAGCAAAACAUACGACCCAGCUACACCCCAGAGCCACUCCUGGGGACUCUGAUGUAUAUAAACAUGGGAUACUUAAAUAUAUUCCAAUUAUUUUACACAUGUCCUGCCCAAACAAGUAAAUCAGUCACAGGAGUAUGGUUAAGUUAGUUUAGUUAGCUUAAAAUUGUGGCUAGAGGACAAAUCUCAUCAUAACCAUCCCUCCUGAAAAAUGAAAAAGACCCUACUUUACCUUUAUCAACCUCUCGUUAUGUUGAAAACUCAUCUGCAAACUCUCUAAAUGUCCUCAUCUGAAGUGGAGAAACAUCCAGCGGCAGGGUACACACACGCUACUGAUACGACGCAACAAUCCUUUUAAGACUCUCAUCUAGUGUAGAAUCACUCUGGAUGAAAAGAAGAUGGACUCUCAUCAAAAUAUGAAACAGAAAUACAAGUCUGCCUUGAGGAUGAUACUCUUGGAUAAUCAUUUGCCAAGCUGGUAAGACAAAAGCCAACGGGAAUGAUAUUUGGUUUUGAGGUUGUGAAUGUCACUGAAUGGCACUUUUCAUGUGAAAGUUCCCUUCCUUUUCCUUUUUCCCUUGUUUAUUUACUUUAUGAUGCUCUUUAAAUUCAUGUUAAAGUUCUUUAAAAAAAACCCACCUUAAACAAAAAGCACAGAGGGAAAGAUAAAUAAAUAAGGGAUGGAUGUAAAAUGCUCCAUGCAGAUCAUUCAAUGCGUUUCCUCUUUGAUUGGUUUGGUCACAUUACCUGUCAUACGCUCAUGCAGGCACCGGUAAAUGGAAACAGAAUGGGUCUCACGCACGUACACACAACAUCACACAGACAGCACGCGCACAAAUGCCUUCAUGCAAUUGUCUAAAAAAGUUAAUCUGAGUAACAAAAUUGACUAAAAAAUUACAGGGCUCACUCAGCCUAAAUGCCCUCACAUUGCACUUUAUACCAUAAACACACACACACACACACACACACACACACACAACUGUAAUUUGUCAUAUUCUUUUGCCUAUAUUAUGCAUUCUCUGCUUAACACAGAAUAUCCUCCUGGAGCCAUUAAAUAGCUCCACUGUAUGUCCAAAGUGCAUGUAUACACCCUUUUUUUCAUGCAGGAGCUCUGAAAACUGUACACAGUGUACACAGGACAGCCAAAAGCACAAUACUUUUUUACCGACAUAUCGUUUUGUACAUUUGUUUGUAUUUCUUUUUUGUAUAUUGUUUCUUUCUUUUUUGUCUUCUUUGUGCGAUUUUCAUCUUUCAAUAUUUAUUCACCAGUCCUGAACAUAGAGGAACAAUCACAUCAUAUUCAUAGGUAGCUCUCCGUCUUGAUGUUAAGGUGUUUUAAUUGUCCCGUUACAUGGCACAAUGAGGUUGUGGUUCUGCUGAACAACAGGGUACCGUGAUGUGACCGGUUAGCUGUGGUCAUGAAGCGUGUAAAAGUGGCGUCACCCCACAGGAUUGUAGCUCGUAGGACGCAGAGGAGGGUCAGAUUAUUUUGUCCACAUUUCUCCAUCUCUCAGGCCGUUUUAACAACAAUCUGGGUGGAGGAUAUUCUACGCCUGUACUGUUAUACCCGAAGACACAGAUAAUGCCCCUUUUAACUAUGUGUAAAUCUCUCUGGAAAAAAAGAAAAAGCACAGCAACUGUUUUCCUCUGUCCCCUUCUCUGUCUUUAUGUGUGCAGCAGAAUCAACAACUGGGCACUUUAGGGUGACAUUUUACUUGAAGACUUGCUUAUUAAUCAGCAAUGCCUCAUUUAUAAGCACCAUGUAAAAUGUCCCUCCCGCAUUAUUCAUGCCCCCAUAUAAAAACUACUUAAAAUGUGUAGUUUUUGUAAAUAAGCAUUAUGGUAGUUGAAUUAAAUAUUUAUAAGAGCUUCAAGUAAGAUGUUACCCAUGUAAAGAAAAACUGUACCCGCUGUCUUUCUGGGAAUAAGUCCUUUGUAAUCAGGAAAUGUUACAGUAGGAAGUUUGAUGUUGCUAUGUACUGUAAUAUACAGCUUAAUAAUGAUGCUCAUCAUAUAUUGUAUUUGACACAUCAGAUCUAUCAAUCAGAUAAUACUAGCAAAAUGUGAAUAUGUAACUAAAGGUUCCACUCCAUGGCUGUUACUUUUUUUAUUUUGAGAACUGAAUGAAUCUGUUGUUAUCGAUGUGUUGUACUUUGCACUAACGUGAGGUCCUGUUAAACUCAAAAAUCUGCAUUGUAAACGUACCCUUUACCUGUUAGAUGCCAGGAAUGCUCACUCGUACAUUUUCUUUUUUUCUCUCCAUACAGUUGUAUUUGCAUUUGUUUCAGCCUGUUAAGAUACCAGAAGGAUGGAGUGAUUUCUGUCAUGUACCUACCUGAUGUGUCCAUCUAAAGGUUACAAAGUAAAAACAUUUUAGUAAAAACAA
Messenger RNA from Micropterus dolomieu (smallmouth bass), 3746 nucleotides. RefSeq names its product DIRAS family, GTP-binding RAS-like 1b (gene diras1b). Gene Ontology annotation, cellular component: plasma membrane. The coding region runs from base 1 to 597 and encodes 198 amino acids. Gene Ontology annotation, biological process: signal transduction. The record is from RefSeq and is a predicted model, not a curated record. Gene Ontology annotation, molecular function: GTPase activity; GDP binding; GTP binding. The transcript is spliced from 2 exons. NCBI's taxonomy places the organism in Eukaryota, Metazoa, Chordata, Actinopteri, Centrarchiformes, Centrarchidae.